AUGAUCAGCCAUAUAGGCCUCACCGUCUCUCACCUCCCAACCUCCUGCUCGUUCUUCCUGGCCGCGCUCCAGCCGCUCGGCUACCGCUACAUCGGACAGCAGGGGAACCAAGUGGGCUUUGGACUCAAAGACGAAGCCGACUUCUUCCUCUGCCAGGAGACUCCUGGAAUCAAGGCUGGCGCCGCUCACAUUGCGUUUUCCGCGCCUGACCGCAUCGCCGUGAGGAAUUUCUACACAGCAGCCCUCACCGCCGGCGCACGUCCUCAUGGAUCCCCAGCCACCCGAGAUGCGGAAAACGGCGUCUUCAACGCCGCCGUGCUGGACUUCGACGGCAACAGCAUCGAAGUCAUGUUCAGGGAAAGCGUCGACCCCAUGGACGACUCGCAAUCCGUCGGCGGCUUCAGCCGGGUUCUGACUUGGCGGAAGUCGGUCAACGGAAGCGUGCGUGACGACGAGUCCGUUGUCAGCGGCUCUACGGUGAGGACAGCCACCCGGACCGUCGUCCCGUACCAGGCACCCAAGAGUGCCGGACCUGGCUCCAUGUAUGCCCCGUCCGUCAAGGCCGAGUCGGUUGCGCCCAGCUUGCCGCGGACACAGUCUGCGCCUGUCGUGCCCAGGGCCUCGAAAGAGGAACUGAACCCGGAACUCAUGGCGGAUGCCGGUGCUCGAAAGAUCAUCGGCACGCUCAUCGGUGCCGCGGCUGGUGCGGCCGUGGCCUACGCCAUGGUCAAGAGCGAGCGCGACAGCGCCAAGGAAGAGGCUGCCGCCAUCGCUGCGUCUCAAGCCGGAUCGCAGAGGGCGCAGUCUGUGAGGGAGCCUUCUCAGAAAGCGCCCAGUGCCGCGCCGCAGUCCGAGUACGGCUUCACACCGUCUCAGGUGCAGCAGAUGAUCCAGUACGAGCGUGCGCCCUCACAACGCAGCUGCAGCGAGACGGAAUCCAUGUACAGUGCUCCGCGCCAGCGCAUGGCCAUCGAGGCGGCACCCCCACGCAGCACGCAUGCUCCCACGCUGGUGUCAGCCCUGCAGUCGGGCGCCACGACCAUCAAGCAGGCCCACCGCAACUUCAGCGAGACCGAGUCCAUGUACAGCUCGGCCGACAGCCGCGACCGCUAUUCGCGUGCGCUGGAAAACGCGCCGCAGACGGCCAAGAACCUCAAUCCUACGUGCGUGUCAGUGGCGCCAACGUCGGCGUCGAAGCGCAACGAGGACGUCGAGUAUAUACCCGCCUCGAGCGUCGGAUCGCGCAGUACCUACUCGCGCAAGAGCAGCGCGCCUUCCGUCAUCUCCGAGAUGCCCAGGAGCAGCCGCGCCCCUUCGCAAGCCCCUUCCAAGUCUGGCUCCAAGGCUCCUUCUCUCAUCUCCAGCUUCCGGCCCGACGACGAUGACGACCGCAAGUCGCACGCCUCGGAGGCCCGCCGCAGCAGCGCUCCCAGCGCCCACAGCUCACGCUCCAGGGCCGACCGCCUCGACUCGGUGGACGAGAGCGCCGAGCGCCGCAGCACAGCGGGCAGCACGCGUUCGCACCACAGCUCCAAAUCGAAGGCCAAGUCGCUCAUCUCCAGCUUCGCCGCCGAGGACCGCGAAGACUACCCGCCGACGCCGCCAAAGUCAACGGCCCCCUCGGCCGUAGAGCGCCGCAGCUCGGCCGCCAGCGUGCAUUCGACCAAGUCAAAGGCCUCGACCGCGAAGCCGCAGGAGAGCUCAAAGGCCCCCUCCCUGAUCGGCAGCAUCCUGGGCCGCAACAAGGCAUCUGGGGACGACGACGACGGCCCCUCUGACCUCGACACCGUCGCGCCCUCCGACUCCAUUUCCAACGCCGGCUCGUCUCGGUCGUCGCUGCGCCGCUCGUCGCGGAAGGAGGAGCGGGAGGACGGUGACGAUGCGCGCAGUUCUCACAGCAGGCACUCUAGGCACAGCAAGCACAGCAGCCACUCGAGGCACUCGUCCAAAUCCAAGCACCGUGACGACGAUGACAAGAAGAGCCACGUUUCCUCGCGGUCCCACAAGAGCAGCUCGAGCCGCAGGAGCGAGCGCAAGGACGACGACGUCGUGCGCCCGUCGACCAUCAGCGAGCCGAGCGAGGCUAGCACCAUUAAGCCGUAUAAGCCGCGUAAAGACAGUGUGGUGAGCCUGCCGACCAGGAAGCUGGAAGGCAGCAUGGUCGAAGGCGGCAAGAAUAGGAGUGUAGUGAGUUUUGCUGGCUGA
Molecule: messenger RNA, 2205 nt
Organism: Diplodia corticola
Lineage: Eukaryota; Fungi; Ascomycota; Dothideomycetes; Botryosphaeriales; Botryosphaeriaceae
Product: glyoxalase family protein
Exons: 2
Coding region: 1-2205 (734 amino acids)
Source: RefSeq, a predicted model, not a curated record